UCUGAGUAAAAAACAACUUAAAGUGGUUUAAGUUGUUCUUUAUUACAAGAGUUAGUAUGUUUUUCAUUUUAAAUGUUUUAAAGCUGUUAUAGUUUUACUGUUCUAUACAAUUUAUUUAUAGUUAUGGCAGAUGAAGAUUUUUGGAAUGAAAGUCAGGUUAAGACAUCUGCCAAAAUUUUCAGUUUCGACGAUAGAGAGAAUGAGGGUGGUCUUGGAGAGUCAAGCAGCCUUCAGAUGUGUGGUAUUUCACUUGACGGCACUGCCCAGCUGUUCCAGCAGGUACAAGCAGGUCUGAGACAGAGUGACUCCGAUGGUGCUUCCAUUGCAGACAACAAGAACGCUACACAGUUUGAGCUUCAUCAGCUUAUAUCAGAGAAAUCUCUGAACUGUAUGUUGGAAGCGGACUCACCUCAAUACAUGACAUUGAAAACUGGUCUCGACUCAGCAGAAGAGGUUCGAAUACUCCGCAGGCAACUUGAGGAGAUGUGGACGACGCCAGAUCCCAAGAAAACAGUCCGGAAGAUGAUGCUGAAGCAGCCGUUUAUGUUGGAACUGUUUCGUUCAAUCGAGUCCAAGAAACAACUUCUUCGAGAGGCCGUCGCUGUGGGAGACGGAGACUCCAUUUUGACUGUUGUGAUCUUCUUGUCGCGGACAUUGAAGAAAACGUAUUUCAAUCAGAUUCUGCUCGAGUUGCCAGUGGCUGCUACACACUACGUGGCGUACUUGUCUACACGUGUACGAACUGCCGAGCUCACUGAUCUUCUCGAAAUGCUGGGGAAGAACAAGGACGCUUCGAUGAAGCAGUUUGAGAUGGCAUCCCAGAGCACUCAACGUCAACUGCAACGGCUGAUGGUUUGUGCGAAGAACCAUGUGUUCGACAAUAAAGACUACCAUAUAUUGGACAGUUAUAUAAAGUUUUUAGAAUGGCAAGGAGAAAGUCACAUAGAAGGAGACUCUGUGGUGGACUGCCUAUCAGAGUUGUGCGAGAAACACUGGGGUGAAGUGAAGGGACCCUUGUCUCCAGCAUGUUUCACCCAGCAGCAGCGAGUCAGUGAUAAACAGUAUCAGUGGACGGCCAUCAACGCCCGAGCCAAGCUGCAGGCCUGGCCAGACAUACAGGCACUCCUCACUGCCAAGGGCUGGCUGAGGGGUCCCAAGUUGCGUGUGUCACUGCCGAUGGAACAUGUGAUCACAACCCUCCACAGCUGUGGAGCACCACAAGACGUGCUCUACACGUUCCUCCAGCUGGUAGACAAUCUGGACAAGCGGCUGGCAGUGGCUCGGCUCGUGGCGUGUGACAAGGCCAUCAUAGAGGCAUCUAUGACGUUAAGGGACAGGCAGUCACUCCCGAGUUUCCGGGCAACACUACCUUCCAGUUAGUCGACAAGAUCCUGACACAAGUGACUUUGAUUGUGGGCGAAUUUUCAGAUGCUUUCUGUUUGUGUAAAUAAUGUAACUAUUUCAUUUUCCUCAAAGUGUAAGAUUAAAGAACAUUUUCUGGUGUUUUUGGAAACAAACACAGAAGUGAAUGAGGUUGCUGUGAUAUUGCCUUUAUAUGUACAUCUAUUAAUACUGUAGUAUUUUGUUAUAUUAUUUAUAUAAAAUAAAAUAGUAUUGUUUUUA
Molecule: messenger RNA, 1623 nt
Organism: Homalodisca vitripennis (glassy-winged sharpshooter)
Lineage: Eukaryota; Metazoa; Arthropoda; Insecta; Hemiptera; Cicadellidae
Gene: Vps16B
Product: vacuolar protein sorting-associated protein 16B
Exons: 11
Coding region: 124-1380 (418 amino acids)
Biological process (GO): intracellular protein transport; vacuolar transport
Cellular component (GO): cytoplasm
Source: RefSeq, a predicted model, not a curated record